Molecule: messenger RNA, 4913 nt
Organism: Entelurus aequoreus (snake pipefish)
Lineage: Eukaryota; Metazoa; Chordata; Actinopteri; Syngnathiformes; Syngnathidae
Gene: mterf2
Product: mitochondrial transcription termination factor 2
Exons: 2
Coding region: 727-1977 (416 amino acids)
Biological process (GO): termination of mitochondrial transcription; regulation of DNA-templated transcription
Cellular component (GO): mitochondrial matrix
Molecular function (GO): double-stranded DNA binding
Source: RefSeq, a predicted model, not a curated record
AGCUGAGCUGCUGCUUAUGUUUCUAAACCGUCAACGGGCUCAUAGUGAUGUUACUAGUAGUUAAGUUGUAGAUGACUGGAGGUGUUUAUUAUAAUUUGGGGAGACUCCGCUGCCUUAUGCUUACCUGCUAAACACCUUUCUGCUCACCCCACCGUGAGCACUGACUCCAUGCGCUCUGUGUGUAACCAAUCAGAUGGUUCUGUGGGUGGGACAAUGCUGGGGAAGCAGCUUUUUAAGAUAUUAGUUUAGGCGGUGGCUCUUUGUUGUUAAGGCAGCCGCCUUAACAACAAAGCGCUGCAGGAAACCCUGUAAGCUUAAUUUCUAGUAUUCUUCUUUGAAAAUAUGUACUGUAGUAAAAGUGGUGGACAGUUGUACUCACUUUGGUGAGACACUGUAUAUGUACAUAUACAUACUAGUUAUUUUCCAUAUAUUCUUUAUUCAUUCACUCUGAACAAAUGCAGGGAUUAGAGAUAGUUGAGAGGCCGCGCAUAACUCGCAGGGAUGGGUACUCCGGUUUCCUCCCACCUCCAAAGACAUGCACCUGGGGAUAGGUUGAUUGGCAACACUAAAUUGGCCCUAGUGUGUGAAUGUUGUCUGUCUAUCUGUGUUGGCCCUACGAUGAGGUGGCGACUUGUCCAGGGUGUACCCCGCCUACUGCCCGAAUGCAGCUGAGAUAGGCUCCAGCGACCCCCGACGACCCCGAAAGGGACAAGCGGUAGAAAAUGGAUGAAUGGAAUUUGCAUGAAUAGGCGUGAAAUCCAAGAGGGACCGACAUCAUGCAAAACAAGAAUUUCCCCAAUGGGAUGCUUAAGUACCAAUGUGAUCCGAGUGAGCGCCUUACUUUUAUCAAUGUUGCGCCUCGCCACGGCAAUGCUGUGCCUUCAGUGCCGCCACGUGACAUCUUCACCUUUGAACCUCAGACCGUGUGUAACACUCACCUCAGCAGAGAACCAGCAGACCGUCAAGGCUCUCUAUGAUCUCUCUGUGGACAUCCAAAAGGUCCGGAAGCUGAAAGGCUGGGUCUUGCGUCAGAGUCCGGCUUACACAGUGGAGGUUGCAGACCUGUUGAAGGCCAUUGGAGCUUCGGAGCCCAUUAUCUCCCGGAUCUUAACUGUUUACCCUGAAGCUGUGCUUUGCAAUCCAGCACAAACACUGGCACAGAAGGAUUUGUGGAUGUCAGUGUGCCCCAACCAGAAAGAACUGGUUAGUAUUAUAGAGAAAUUCCCAGCCUCCUUCUUCACAUCCUCAAGCUACCAUGGCAACCAGCGUAACAACAUUACUUACUUCCAAAACUUAAACCUCAACAAGCGAAUCAUCACCAAGCUAAUGGCCAGCGCCCCGCAGAGUUUCAUUCGUCCAGUAGAGCAGAACGAGGACAUGGUAUGCACCCUCCAGCAGACAUACCAGGAACUCGGAGGAGAAGAGGCCAACAUGAAGAUUUGGCUUCAAAAGCUGCUGACCCAGAACCCUUUUGUACUCCUCAAACCGCCUGAGGUGCUGAGGCACAACAUGUUGUUCCUCAGAGACAAAGGCUUCACCACUGCACAGCUCCUGUACCUCCUCUCCAAACUGAAAGGUUUUGUUACUGAUCUAAACCCAGACAGCAUGCGCCACACCCUGGCGUACUCCCAGGACACCUUGGGGUGCUCCGAGGCAGAACUGCGAGACAUCAUUCUCAAAUGUCCUGCAUUACUUUACUACCCAGAAGAUAUUCUGGCUGAACGCUUCCAGGGACUUUGUAACGCCGGGAUCAGCAUGUAUCAAAUCACACAAACCCCAACCGUAUUGGAACUGACAACACAAAUCGUCAAUUAUCGCAUCCAGAGGCUGAAGUUACAUGGUUAUGAUGUCCGGACAGCUAGUUUGGACGUCCUUAAUGGAACCAAGAAGGACUUUGAAACAAGCUAUGCGAAAUUACAGCUUCGCCGAGAGAGACCUAUUUUUAAUCCUGUUGCGCCUUUGAAAGGAGAUGACUGAUAUCAACUCACCAGCCACUUGAUUAGGUACCAUCUAAUGGGAGUAAAUGUAAGUGAUGAACCGUAAGUUCAGCCUUUGUAUGAAUAAUUUUGCUAAGUAUUGAGUAAUUCAACAUCCUUUUUUUUCUUAAAAAUUGUUGUCUUUUAAGGGGAAAUGCACUUUUUUGGGGUAAUUUUGUCUAUUCACAAUCAUUAUGAGAGACGCGCAGUAAGGAUAAUAAAGAGGCUUGGUUCCACCCGCCCUUUUUUCGUGAGUAUUAUGAGUCAUUCUUCAUCUAAAACAGGAAUAUAACAAGAUUGUAUCAGUCGGCAUCCUAAUAGUAAGGUCAUCUUAUGGGAUAUUUGGCAAAUCUGGGAACUAAAUCGUUACCAAGAAAUCUCUUCACCAAUGUGUUUAUAAAGGUGUCUAGUAACAUGUCCUAAAAAGUUGAAAUUCAACUCCUGGUGAAAAGUUCGUAAAAAACUGCACAAAGUCGGGUACCAUUAACCGCUUUUCGAAAAUUCGAAAAUGCUUAAUUUGGCCUUAAGUAACUUGUGAGGGGUCAAACUAGGGGUUCUUCAAUAUUGUGAGUUCAUUGCAAGUAUUUAUUUUUCACCAAGACCACUUCCUGGUGGAAAAAUGGCCACAUCUCCUUUCAUCCCGACAAUGCCCCCUACUCACACAUACCAAGCAGGGUAUAUGUAAAAAAAUAAUAAUAAUAAAAUAAAAAAGAUAAUAGUGUAUUCUUUAAUGUUUGACAUGAUGAAUGGGCCAAGUCAGUGUUUAGUGAUGGUUGCUGUAGUUGAUUGGCAUUUCAAUGUGAGGACGUUAUGAGUUUAACAUUAGCAGCAAACAUGCUGGAUCCAUUUGCAUCCCUUUUCUUUGUUGAACAUGGGUGGACACAAUAUACUGCUUUUAAUGUCAGCUACGUAAGUAUUAUUGAAAUCUUUUUCUAUCAAUUUGAAAUGUUUCACUUCACUGCAUUGAUUAUAAGGUUAGAACUAAAUGUUGUCAUUACUAGUAUUAAGAAUUCCCUAAGCUCUAUAUUUAACAAUUCUGUUUUAAUCUGCUUUUUUCUAAGAAAGAGUGUCCCUUUGAUUUCUAAACUGAUGUGUUUUGAGGGCACAGUAGUUGAUUGGAUCCAUUGGUAACAUCAUGGAGGAUUCUGGACUACUAGAGCUGAUCCAGCUGAUUUAUCCGGGGAGUACGACAGCUAGCCACAUCCUGGAUGGAGGGUGUUUUGACAAGGCAAUCCGCACUCACCUCCUCAUUAGUGCAGCCAUGUAUUAGCACAUCAUGAAACAUGCCUUCACCGAGGAGGAGCUUGUUGGAAUGAGGACCUUUAUGGAGAUGGUAGCUGAUGGGAAGAUGGGAGCCAAUCACACAGAUCCAGUGGUGGUACUGUUUGAGCAGAGAUUUGAAGAAACCUUCAAAAGACUCGCCAAAGGGGUACGAACACCUGCACUCUGGAUGCAGUACCACCACAUGGUAAAUGUUAUUAAGAUGUUCAUCCGAACUGAGCGGCUUGCAGACCACGAUGGGCACCUGUCCUGCAUUGUUACCUGGAUGCUGGACAUCUUGCAGCUGCAGGCCAUCAUCAGUAUGCCAAAGGUGCACUGUUGUACUGUCAACUGAUGAAGGAACUGGAAACUUUGCCUGGUUACAAAGAGACCAUCGAACUUUUCACUGCCCAUGGGAACCAUGUUGUCCGGUAUUCCAGCCACGAUUGGUCUGGCACCUGGUGUGACAUCUGCAUUGAGCAGACGUUAAUGAAGGUGGACUGAGCAGAGGGAGGAUGAGAAGCAGUGAUGCUGGCCACAAGUGCUGGGUGCUCACCCUCAGCCACUUCUCUAAUAUCAACAAGCAUAUGGAGGAAGGUGUAAACCAACAUGCUCCACUCCACAGAGACCUUGGGAAAACCCAGAUGAAGCGUGAUGCACAGGCAGUUAAACUUGCCCUCCAGUGGUUCGAGGAGAACAACCCGUUCGACCACGGACGCAACAAAGAGAUGCUUGUAUCUUUCUCUACAGGAUUCACAAGCACAGGAGAUGACCCAGUCAAUGCUGAGAGAGCAGCUGAAGUAGGGAGAGAGAUGCAGAAAAAGCUGGAUGGACAGUCAGCGACAUCAACCAUGGAGGUGAAGUCAAAGGUGCAAGCCCUCUCAUCUCUGAGAUCAUAGAUUUGGGUCAAAAUGAAUGAUCAACAAGUUGCACCGGCUGGGAUACACUGAGUCUUAUUCAGAGACAAAACUACAAAUACUGCUACCUUAAUGACAGGAACGGAGAUGGCAUAUGGACAUCUUUCUGGACAUACGCGCUACCAAGGAUGCAGUGAUUCAGGCUGGUACUGCGAUCUUCCACUACAUCUACCAUGGACCAGGUACUACUCUGGGUGAAGUUCGAUACAACAUCUUCUCACGUAAGGCAGCGGCUGGGCUGAUCAAACCGGAGACUCUACCUCCAACAGAGGGUGCAGCAGCACAGCAUUCGCUCCGUGCCUACCUACAGACUCGAGACUGGCUCCUUCUACUGAGCAUGUCUCUGGACCCCAGUGACUAUGGAUGGACAAUAGGUGUUCAUGGUUAUGAGCCAGUUCCAACUCUAGACCCCAUGGCUCCUGAAGAGCUACUCCAGUUCACAAGCUGCAAUUGCCAUGGAGAUUGCAGAAGCCGGCAAUGCAGCUGCAAAAAGAAUAGCGUCAAGUGCAUCUCAGCUUGUGGAGUCUUGUCAAGGCAUUACCUGCAAGAAUGCUAUUCAUGAUGAUGGCAUUUAUGAUGAAUACUCAGAGGCAGACAUUGACUCAUAAAGCAUUCCACAAGGGGGAUCACUGUUUGCUCUGACUAAUGUGAAACAAAUUGUAAUAAAUGCAACUUUAUUUAAAUGCAAAAAAGGGUGUGACAGUUUUUCCACUAAGGAAUAGUUGUAGUGAAAAACAAAUGCUAUAAAUGAACUCAGGAU